Molecule: messenger RNA, 3530 nt
Organism: Maylandia zebra (zebra mbuna)
Lineage: Eukaryota; Metazoa; Chordata; Actinopteri; Cichliformes; Cichlidae
Source: RefSeq, a predicted model, not a curated record
GACACCUUCAGCACAUAUAUAUAUAAAUCUUUUGUUGCACUUUUAUGAAAUAUAGGCAUAAAGGAACAUGUUGAACAGAAAAUUUCAGAAUUUUUUUUCUUUUUCUAAAACUUUGAAAUGUUAAAACCCCAGUUAUGUCUCCCUUUUAGCACCCAAAGGUGCAUCUAUUGUGUAUAGAAAAACUUCCAAAACUUACAGCUUCAAAUUUUAGAAAUUUGCACUGAGACAUACUGUCUUCAUUCUGAUUCUGGUCAAAGCUGUCAUUUAGAUAUACGUUGAGCAUUAUCAAAUUUAUUUUUAUUAAGAGUUGAUAUUUAUAACCUUCACAUUUUUUGGAUAAUACUUAAAUAUGGAUGGAUAAUAAUAAUUUCUCGAAAUUUAACUAAAUGAAUUCCAGAGGCCCAUCACUUACACCAGAAAGUCAUAUUAAAUUGUUUGGAUUGCAUUUUUCAGAAGUCGCUGAUUGAAAGCCUAAUGCAGAGUCAUUUGUUGUGUCUUUAUGUUUUACAUGAUGCAAUUUAGCCUAUGUUUAAAUAAAAUUAUAUAUCAUUAUAAGAAACACGAAGAAUAAAAACUACAAUGAGAAAACAGAAUAAACAGGAAGUAUAUUUGGAGUAUGAAAUUCAAAUCUUAAAGCAGGCAAAAAUAUAAUUGAAGUAUUUCAUAACAUUAUUGUUUUUUGUUUUUAAUAAAAAAUAAAGUUCUAGUUUGUUACGACUCGGAAAAAUUCUCUAAAUACUGUUGAUGGCGCUGCUCUUCAGUAAAACCUAAUCUCAUGUGACGUCAUAAUUCUCACGAUACUUCAUUGUAGGCGUUGUAUAUGGCAUAUUUACACCAGGCUCGGAAGACAGCGGCAUAAAGAUAUUUUCUCCAGAAAUUACCGUAUUGCCUUUCGUCAGAGAUUUGAGGAUUGCUUCACCUUGUCUGAACAUAGAAGAAAUUAAAAGAUUUUAAAUACGCAUUCUUUUCCUCAAUGGCUCACCGUAAUCUCAAGUGUUCCCGAAGAUGGUAUGUCUCAGUAUUUCUUUUUCUUUUUCCCAUCAUGAAUCCGGUAUCGACAGUCACCCAUUAUUCGGUUCCCGAAGAAAUGGACGAAGGUUCUCUUGUUGCGAAUUUAGCAACAGAUUUGGGAUUAGAUACAAGAAGUCUGAGUAAUAGAAAAAUCCGCGUUGACGUUGUAGGCAAUAAAAAAUAUCUUGACAUCAAAAAAGACACAGGAGAGCUCUUUAUUCUGGAAAGGAUAGACAGAGAGUUUUUAUGUCCUCUAAAGACCACCACGUCUUGCUUUCUUAAAUUAGACGCUUCCGUUGAGAACCCAGUGCGAAUGUUUAACAUUGAAGUGGAAAUCGUGGACAUUAAUGACAACGCUCCACAUUUUCGGAGGGGGACGAUGCAUUUGGACAUUUCUGAAUCAAGUCCAGUGGGGGAGAGAUUCUCACUGAACAAUGCUGCAGACCCAGAUGUUGGAACAAAUUCUGUGAAAAAUUACCAUCUGAGCUCAAGUGAACAUUUCUCAGUUGAAAUUCAGACCGGGAGAGACGGGACAAAGUUUGCAGACUUGAUUUUAAAAAAACCUUUAGACAGGGAGAAGCAGGCUGUUCAUAAUCUAAUACUUACUGCUGUGGACGGUGGAGUUCCAGCCCGCACAGGUACAGCCAGCAUCAUUGUUCGCGUGCUUGAUGUCAACGACAACGCCCCUUCUUUUGAAAAAGCAAAAUAUGUCGUAGAUGUGAUGGAAAACUCUCCAAUUGGCAGUCUAGUAAUUAAACUGAAUGCCACUGAUUUAGAUGAAGGAUCCAAUUCUGAGAUUGUUUAUUCAUACAGUUUGUAUACAUCAGAAAGGACCCAAAAGAUGUUUAACCUCAAUCCAGAAAAUGGUGAGAUCAGAGUCAAAGAGAUGAUAAAUUAUGAAGAUUUAAAACUUUAUGAAAUGGAAAUUAUAGCCAGUGAUAAGGGCCCUAACUCAGUAUCUGGACAGUGUAAACUUACAAUACAGGUGACAGAUAUGAAUGAUAAUCACCCAGAAAUAUCAAUUAAAUCAUUUCAAAGCCCAAUAAAAGAAGACACACCCACAGACACAGUGAUAGCUGUAGUUAGUGUCAGUGAUAAAGAUUCAGGUGAUAAUGGAAUAGUUGAUCUUCAUAUUCCAGAUAAUAUGCCUUUCAAACUGAGGGAGUCCUCUGAUAACUAUUAUGAAUUAGUAGUGUCGGAGCCAUUAGACCGUGAGAAGGUGCCAGAAUAUGACAUCACUUUCACUGUGACAGACAGAGGCUCUCCUCCUUUAUCUGACAAUGAAACUAUGACUUUAGAGUUGCUGGAUGUUAAUGACAAUGUCCCACAGUUCCCGCAGUCAUUUUAUACUAUACGUGUCAUGGAGAAUAAUGCACCUGGGGCCUUGCUCAGCUCACUCACUGCCUUUGACCCCGACCUCCAUGAAAACCAGUAUCUAGUUUAUUUCAUAAUAGAGAAGGAGAUAGCUAACACCUCCAUGUCCAUGCUGUUCUCCAUCAAUCCAGAGAACGGUAAUCUUUACGCACUCAAAACCUUUGAUUAUGAGAUUGAGAAGGAGUUUCUGUUCCACAUCGAGGCCAGAGACUCUGGCUCUCCUCCUCUCAGCAGUAACGUGACCGUCCACAUCAUUAUUGUGGACCAGAACGACAAUGCUCCGGUUAUUGUGUCACCUUGGCGUGCACACGGCUCUGUGGUAGAGGAAAAGAUCCCCAGAUCCACUGAUAAAGGAUCCCUGAUUGCCAAGGUGAUAGCGUUAGAUACAGACUCUGUGCACAACUCUCGGAUCACCUACCAGUUUCUACAGGUGACUGACGCCACCUUGUUCAGUCUGGACCAAUACAAUGGAGAGAUCCGGACUAUGAGGAUGUUCAGUUACAGAGAUCCACGUCACCAGAGACUUGUUGUUGUUGCCAAGGACAAUGGAGAGCCUGCUCUCUCUGCUACAGUCACCAUCAAGCUGACCACAAUGGAGACUGCUGUUAAAGCCUACUCUGACAUGACUGAGGAGCCUCUGGAAUAUGACAUCUUCUCAGACAUCAACCUGUAUUUGGUCAUCGGUCUGGGCUCAGUGUCAUUUCUGCUGCUCAUCACCAUAUUGGUCACCAUCGUGAUCAAGUGUCAGAAACCCAAGCCCAGCAAAGCAGCUCCUCCCUCCAGGAACAGUGUGAUCAGUGAGAGGAACUCCACCAUCGCAGACUCCACUCUGGUCUCCAAUGAUGCCUACUGGUACAGUCUGUUUCUAGCAGAGACCAGGAAAGGAAAGCUGGUGGUUAGACAGCCUCUGCCAAAAGGCUCCAGAUACAUUGUGUCCAGCAUACCGAGAGGGACAGGGCUGACAGACACUAGUGACUCAGCAGCUUCUACUCUGCAGGUAUGGGAAACGUUUACAUUCAGCAUUUAUUUAUACUGAUGUACUUUGUCAAUGUCCACCCCUCCGCUUACAAGUGAUCAGUGUUGGCCUGAAUCAUUAAUUCAGCUUUGGAAUUUGAAUCCAUCCCAGUCCAGUCAGUUUACUUAAA